AGCAUUGCAUUGUUGGACUUUUCGGACGCUGGACUUUCCGGCUGCGAACAAUUCGCACUCUGCACAAGUUCUACUGCCGAGAGUAACUCUCGACGUAUGGUUUCCAGCUUGUUCCAAGAUCAUCCUGCGCCGGAGUCCAAGGAGCCCGCCCACGCGACCGCCGCCAUGGCGACGCUGGCGUUCGCGGUGCGCCGGCGCGAUCCAGAGCUCGUCGGCCCGGCCGCGCCGACGCCUCGUGAGACCAAGCGCCUGUCUGAGAUCGACGACCAGGACACGCUGCGCGGGCACGUGUCCUUCGCCCUCGUCUACCGCGCCCGCGUGAUGGAUGACGACGACGUCGCACCGGUUCACCCGGCCGGAGUCAUCCGGCGCGCGCUCGGUGAAGUACUGGUGCACUACUACCCGCUGGCUGGACGGCUCAGAGAGGCGGAGGGGCGGAAGCUAGUGGUCGAGUGCAGCGGUGAGGGGGUGAUGUUCGUGGAGGCCGACGCCGACGUGCGGCUGGAGGAGCUCGAGGGGGCCGGGCUCAGGCCGCCGUUCCCGUGCAUGGACCAGCUGCUCUUCGACGUGGAGGGCUCCGGCGGCGUGCUCAACUGCCCGUUGCUGCUCAUCCAGGUGACUCGGCUGCUCUGGGGCGGCUUCAUCUUCGCGCUCCGCCUCAACCAUACCAUGUGCGACGCCAUCGGCAUCGUGCAGUUCAUGAACGCCGUCGCCGAGCUCGCCCGCGGCCUCCCGGCGCCGACCGUCGCUCCCCCGUGGUCCCGUGAGCUCCUAGAGGCGCGCAACCCGCCUAUGGCGUCGUUCCCGCACCGCGAGUUCGACCUUAUUCCACCGCCGGCGCCGCCGGCCGGCGACAUGGUCAUGCGGUCCUUCAUUUUCGGCCCCUCCGACCUCGCAGCGAUCAAGAAGCAUCUCCCUCCUCUCGUUCGCGACAAGGCCACCACCUUCGAGGCGCUGGCGGCAUACCUCUGGUGCGCCCGCACGGCGGCGCUCGAGGUCCCGCAGGGCGAGGAAGCGCGGCUGGUCAUCAUCGCCAACUUCCGGGCCUUCGUCGAGCUGGGCCUGCCGGGCGGAUACUAUGGAAACGCGUGCGUGCCCCUGGCCGCGCUGGCCGACGCCGCUGCACUGCGCGGGGGUGGCUCGCUGGCUGACGCGGUGGCGCUGGUGCGGCGGGCCAAGGCUGCAGUGACCGCCGAGUACGUGCGUUCCACGGUCGACGUGCUGGUUCUGCGCGGCCGGCCGUUCUUGGCACUGCAGAACCUGUUCGUCGUGUCCGACAACCGGCACGCCGGGUUCCACCGCGUCGACUUCGGGUGGGGCGAGCCGGUGUACGGCGGCCCGGCCGACACUGUCUUCGGCGUGACCUUCCUCGUCCCCGUCAAGGACCGUGACGGGGAGGACGCGAUUACCGUGCCGAUCGUGUUGCCACGGCCGGCCAUGGAGCGGUUCGCGGCGGAGAUGGAGAGCCUGUGCAAGGCGUAGCGUGUGCCCGGGUCGUCCCUGUAUGUAUUACGACUCAGUACGUGCGGCAUGCGGCUUGCAGGGCUGGGUUGAAAGUUUUUUGGAGCGAGCGGAGGCUGCUCUGAGUGGAUUCUUCGCUGUGUCGACUAUGUUGAAGACUACUCUGAUGUCGCAUGCUCUUUGUGCAAACGGUGUUUGCUUUGGAAAGGACAAGGGGGCGGAGUUAUUCGGAUGUUUCUCCCCUUGUGGUGGAGACAACUCAGCAUCGAUGCCUACCUUGCCCCCUAUAUUGUCUUCCACUGAGGGCGAGUCCAUGGCCGUUGUCGUGGCUCCGAUGUUGAAGAACAUGCCUGAGCUUAGGGAGCUUUGUAUGAGUCUGUCAGUGGAGAAUAUGAAGAUAGGCUCGUCGGCGACCUCAUGUGAGGAACAUGACUCCUCUUUGUCAUGUGUGCAUCUGAAGAAUGUGGAUGCGUGUGGUGUGUUGGCACCACCUUUUGAGAGCCGCUUGGUGACUGAUCGCUCGACAUCCGGCAAGACAGAUGGUUGCCUCGUGAAGAUGAAAUCAAAGAGAAACAAACGCAAGAAGUGUGAUGGCAAAGAGAAGGCAUACGUGAUUUCAUGAUGGGCAGUACUCACUUUCUCGUGUCUUCGUCGUGGCUUUGAUCUUCUGAGUCGUUGCAUCGAUGUUCUCACCAAGUGUUGAGGGUUGUGAGUGUUGUGUGUUAGGAGCAUCGGGUGGGCAGUGUAUGUAUUCGUGGUGCUUCGUGCUCUGUGAGUAGCCCUCUUUUGGGUUGUUUGUAUCAGUUUUCGCCCAGUUUUUCGUAAAUUAACUGGGCAA
Messenger RNA from Triticum aestivum (bread wheat), 2299 nucleotides. RefSeq names its product benzyl alcohol O-benzoyltransferase-like. Lineage: Eukaryota; Viridiplantae; Streptophyta; Magnoliopsida; Poales; Poaceae. The coding region runs from base 97 to 1482 and encodes 461 amino acids. The transcript has 2 exons. The record is from RefSeq and is a predicted model, not a curated record.